Strongylocentrotus purpuratus (purple sea urchin) is the source of this 3745-nucleotide messenger RNA. RefSeq lists its product as uncharacterized. The transcript has 4 exons. The record is from RefSeq and is a predicted model, not a curated record. Bases 51 to 1073 code for a protein of 340 amino acids. NCBI's taxonomy places the organism in Eukaryota, Metazoa, Echinodermata, Echinoidea, Camarodonta, Strongylocentrotidae.
UAUAGGGCCGUGCUUUAUCUAAAGAAAGGUUGGACAAUCAUCUCAUAAUCAUGGAAAACACUACAUUUUGCUGUAUGCUUGUCGGAUCUGCUGGCGCAGGGAAGUCUUCCUUUAUCAACACGUUGAUAAAGUACGUCAAUACAACUAAGGAGUCAGGGCAGAAGAUGACUAGGUACAUACCGACUGCAAAGUCACAAGUAAUGGGUGGACAUACCAUGACGCGAGAGCCGAUCAAAUUGACGGACGACCUGAUUAUAGUAGACAACCGUGGAUGGCACGACUGGAACAACGAAGCUGCCUUAAAAGAGCUAUCUGCUCAAAUUCAUGGCAAAAGGUCAUUUGACGAUGAUGUUAAAUGGGAUGAUGAUAGCGACUCAGCUACCGACGACGAAUCAGAAACAACGCUGGCAAUUACUGAUAAAGUAGACUGCACCGCGCUCGUCUUAAACGGAGUUGGAGGAAUCGACGCAGUUGAAAACAUCACUGAGCUCAUCGAGACAUGCCGCCAAAAUACCAAGCGGCCACCAUCUAUCGUGAUAACCCACAAAGAUGCGAUAUCGGAUGAAGAAGUCAAAAAAAUGAUCGGGUUCCUAGAAAACGAGCAAAUCGACCCGGCAAAAAUCUUCGUCGUUAAGAACGUCACAUCGAAGAAUGAAAGUCUCGAUGAUAACACAAGGUCAUGUAUUUGUGAUUUCAUCGGCAGUUGUCAGGAUGAUGGUGAAGCCGGUGCUUCAGCCCACAGAAGAAGGGAGAAUGUGGAGGAGAAACGGGAGAAGAAAAAAGUUAGUGGGAUGCAAAAAGAGAUUGAAAAGGGCCAACAUGAGCUUAAAAAAGCGGAGAUAGCUGAAGCUAAAGCGCGAUUAGAAAGUGAAACAGAAACUAAGAAGGAAAUGGAUAGUAUGAAAGAAGCGGCUUUGAAAAGAGAAUUAGAGAGUGCUGAAAGAUUGCAAGAUAUGUCGGAAGCAAACCGCAAAAAAAUGAACGAUCUUAGACUAAAGAAUGAAUCAGAUAUGCACGCGCACCAUAAAAUUGUCGUGAAGGAAUACUAUGAAGGUCGAUUAAGAAAGGAAUGAAUAUCUCAACAACAACAAAAAAUUCUGGAAAAAAAUGUCCUUACUUCCUGAAGAAAACGCUAAUGGAUGAUUUUUGGGUUUUUUACAGUAUCACUCAAAUUUUAAUUCAUUAAAUAAAAAACGAAAGUGACUCCACUGAUAUUCAUAAUUUUGGUUCUAUGACUAAAUAUAUUUUUUGUAUUCCACUCAUAAAGGACAAUAUGAGUUAUUAGGAGGAGGGGGAGGGGGGAGGCUCUUUCAUUGUACACUAACAUAAUCUUGCUCGAUUAUCUAGGAUAUUUGGACCUUUCCUUUGGUGUUUAGAAUCUCUUGGACAUCUUUAGUAAUCAAUGGGAUAGUAGGAACAAGCUGGUGUUUUUAACAGUUAAUUUACUAAACCUAUAAAGUCACCGUCUCGUCCCCUUUUUUCUUCUUCCGUCACUCUUUUCCUCUUCUCAUUCUAUUGAAUUUUCUUCUCUUUUUUAAAAUAUCGGGUAGGCACUUUACCAUACUAACAAUGAAUUACAAAGGUCAUGGACCUUUAUCAUAAGCAUCUGUCGUUUUGCUAAAUCAAUAUGUAUAUAUUGACUAGUUGAUUUCUGUGUACUCCAAUUUAGGAUUCGAUUCAGUAAAUGGAUACUUCAUUUUAUUCGGAAGGUGUUCAAUUUGCAUAAUCAGCCAUUAAACUAAAUUCAUAUUUUAUUAAAUAAAUGUAGUCUUUCCUCAAUGAAUAUUUUAAUCAUGCAUUGAAUGGAUAUUGUUGAUGAGAAAUUUAUGGCGGAAAUAUUUGUUAUUUUUUGGUAUUUCAGUGGAAGUAUUGAAAUGGUAUAUUUGGAUCACAAAAAUAGCAAAUAAUAUAGGAAAAAAAUAAUAUUACUGGCAUAACUCGCGUGAGAGGAUGAGAAUUUAAUGUCCAUGCACCACUGUGCAUUGGGGAAUGUAUAAAAUGAAAGGGACUAUGAAAUCCGUAUUUUAUGAAUAAAUACUUGAUGACCUUUAUCAUUCUUGGGGAAAUGAGAUUUAAAUGAUAUAUCAUUUCAUUGGUUGAAAUUAAUUAUUUUAAAUGUUCGUAAGUACGAAAAUCAAUAAGGUUUCAUAAUUUGAAAUUUUUAUAAUUAGGAGAAUGGAAUAAAAUUCAAUAUUAUCAUCGAAAUUAUAAAGCAUUCUUAUCUGUUUAAUAUUACGAACCACAUUACAUUCUUGGAAUAACAAUCUUUGGGAAUAAUGAACCCAAUCUUUAGUUUUCCUGAAUAAUGAAUUUUCUCAUGAAAUAAAUGUUUGGAUCAAAGCCCACUCCCCCCCCCACACACACACUCCGGUAUGAGAAAUAUGUAUUGAAUGUAAAUACCGAAAUUGAAAGGAUUUUUCUAAUUAUAUGACCUUAUAUGAAGGUUUUGUAUUUCUAUGUAGAUGUCAUAUAGUUUGUACAAUAAUCUUGUGAAAAUCUAAAUUAUCGGUUUGAUUUUUUAUUCUUAAGGCUCGUUCAGAUACGACUCGGUAUUAACCAUCGAAAGAAACGGCUGCGUUAACAAAAAGAUGUUAUAUAUAUAUAUAUAUCCUGCGUGUAUAGACUGAUCUGGGUGUUAAAAAUAAAAGCGUAUUGCACUUUCUGUAAUCAUUUAAUUAAAAAAAAAACCAAAACCCCCCAAAAAGGUUAUCGCUUUAUUAUCUGAACGAGGCUUUACUGUAAACUGACUAGACAUUGUAAAAUUCAGAGAUUUUAAGACCGUUUUAUUUCAUUUGCUUGAUGUUCUAUCUUACAUUGCAUAACCAUGUACACUUCUAUGUCUAAUGAAUUUUAUCUUCAACUAUUAGCUAUAUAAGCAGUGAUCUCAUUUUCGCAAAUCACGUUACAUUUUAUUUAUUUAUUUGUUUGCUAUGUUAAGGUUCCCUAGCAAACUGCGUAUCUAUUUUAACAGUUUACAUUUUGUACUUCCGUUCAACUCCAACUAUUCACAAACUAGAAGAAGAAAACAAUUUAUCUCUUCCAAAUAUGAAGCGGUACAUCGCGGUUUUGUUGUAUAGUGUGUAAUGAUUCGCGAUAUAGGUCCUACACGUACAUGACGAAUUCACGGAGCCCUGUGUUUUAUAAGUGACAUAAAUGUUGUAGCUUAAAUUGAACAAAAUUUAGUUUAAAUUUUGCAAUAGGUGUAUUCCACUAAAUAGGUGGGUAAUAUACGUAUUACAUGUCUAUGUAAUCCAUAUUAUUAUUAAAAUAACAUGGAACUAAAUAAGAAUUAAAAUACAUGGUACUGGAAAGUCUGUUGGGAAGAUCGUGGCAUGCUGUUUAAUGUAUAGAAUGUGCUAUAUUGUAAACGGUUAAUGAAUGCAAAUUAUUCCCUUACCCAAAUUUGUUGAAACAAGCUAUUCAUUGUUAAUCAGUUAUUGCAUGCUUUGCUUAUACCGUAUGAAAUUAUAGAGCUAGUGUAUAAUCAUGUUUGUGAUGAAAAUGAGCAAAGGUAAAAUGUUAUGAUAGACAUAAGAGUAACAAAACAUAUAGUAAAUAUUGCACCCUGUAGAUAAUCUCUGUACAGUGCGUAUACAGAUAUACACACUUUGAAAAUAUGAUCCCAAAUCAUAAUUUUAUUAAGUUUGCAUGAUCUGAUUUUUUAUAACACAAUUAUAGGUGGGGCUCUUUUCAAUUGUAUGAUACUAACAUUAUUUUACACUUGAGUAAGCAAUGGAUUUUAAGA